Drosophila virilis is the source of this 630-nucleotide messenger RNA. Lineage: Eukaryota; Metazoa; Arthropoda; Insecta; Diptera; Drosophilidae. The record is from RefSeq and is a predicted model, not a curated record.
UCUCCUCCUCCACCACUCUGCCUCUGCACUGCUCGCUCCAUAAUCACCUAGCAACCUUAAACCGAGUUUUCUCCUUCGCACCGAAAUAUUGAUUCAACAAACAUUUGUGAAUUACUUUCAGUCUGCGAAUUUCUGACAAUGGAUUUUGAUUUUAACAACGAUUUGGAGAAACGCAUUUCGGAUGCAUUUUGCGUAUUCGAUCAUCAUAGCGAAAAACUAAUCGAUGUGCGUGAGGUGGGCACAGUUCUCAGAUUGUUGGGCUGUGUACCCACCGAAGAGGAGGUCAAUGAGGUAAUAUCAGCCACCGAAACAGAGGAGACAAGCGGCGUGGUGCAUUUGACCAAAUUCUUGCCACAUGUCUCCCAGUUGCUCAUGGAACGCAAAAUGGAGCCAGCGCCGCCAGAGAAAAUUCUUGAGGCUUUCAAAACAUUGGAUUUUGAGAAUAAGGGCUACCUGACCAAGGAGUACUUUGGCAAGCUGAUGAUGGAGGAAGGCGAGCCAUUUACCCAAGAGGAAAUGGAUGAAAUGUGGCCGGUAGCCAUAGAUCCUAUAAGCGGUCAUAUACCCUAUGAAUUGUAUUUGAAUCAAUUGAUGGUUAGUUUAUCUCUAGAUAAAAAUAAUGUCUAUUGA